AUGCUAAUCCCAUGGACUGCAGUAAAACAGAGCCUGGAGGACAUUGGUUAUCUGGCUGUGGAUGUUUUCAUUACUGGUAAAAGGGAUGGCUUUCGAAGAACCCUCAUCCUCCUCCUCACCUGUAGCUUCUCCAGCCUCCUGCUGAGCUCCCUGCUCCUCCUCUACCUCCUCUUCACCCUCAACUAUGAGCUGGCGGUAGCCGGAGGGAUCGCUGGCUGCGUUGGGACACUACUGACAGUUGCCCUCUUCCUAUCAAAGAGAGUAAGGUGCGUAGGGACUCUGUUCGUGAUCUCUAUUUUCAUGAAGAAGAGUCGGAACCUGCUCCUGACCGCCGGGACCAGUUUAGUGGUUCUCCGAAAUAUCCGCAACACCCUGGAGAACAUCACGGGCCUGGUCCGGAGUAUGAUUUGCAACCUGAAGGCCAAGAAAGCAGCCAUCAUUGCUCCAUUCAGUAACUAUGUCAAAAUGUUGAAGUGGCUGGGAAACAUGCUCAAGGGGGUUACAGACUUAGGGGUGGUGAACCUCGACUCCCAGCUCAAGAUUACACCCAAACUGGAGUCAGAAAAAUUCAAGGGGAGACUCAGCGAAGCGGAGCAGCAGCUGAACGACACUGUGAAGUACGUCCAGUCCCUCAUGAACGCGGUCUCCUCUGUUACCGAUAAGAUGUUUCCCGCCAUCAGCUUCCUCGUGCUCAUGCUGUUUAUAGCGCUGCACAUAAAAAGAUACUGCAACGACAUGAAAUACCAAAACAGGUUCACGAGCGGCAAGUUUGUUCGAUUUGACGAGAAGCAGAAGGCGGAAGGGAAGCCCCACGUCCUCCCCCUCACGCCGACGGAGGAGAAGCUGUACACCGCCGUCCCAUCGGCCCGUCCCACCACCAAAGAGGGGAGAGCUAUGCUGAAAUUUGGCAUUCCAGUCGUCUCCCAUUUUGUAGCUUGGGUCAUAUUUAUAACUGUGGAUGCCUUAUUGUACUGCUUUGUCGAUAUUGUGACAACAAAGUUAUCAGAGCUGGAACCGUUCCAUGUCCCGUUGUUAAUGAGCAUCACAGGGAUCGCAACUUUAAUAGGCAUACCGUUUGGUGAGGAGAACCAUCAACAAGACUUUUCCUACUCUGUGACCCUGUUUGAGAAGAAAUGUCUUCCUAAGCCCAAGCUGCUGCUCUCUAACUCUGUAGUUCCUCUGGCUGCCAUCCUGCUCACCUUGCUCAUUAUGGCUCUCAUGGCUGCCAAAGCAGCCCAGCUCAGGCUGAUGGUCUGCGAGCGAUUCUUCUCCACCGCUGCAGAGGAGAGAGUGGAGUACCUGCACGCCAAAAUCCUGAGGAAGAGACUCAAAAAGAGGGAGGUGAAAGACAACUGCAGCCUCAGAUCACUCUAUUUAAAGGUAUGCAUUUAUUGCUUAUCGCGAGUUCAGUUUGUAAAUCUCCGUGUAUAAUGCAGAAGGGUGAUCUUCUCUUUUCAGCCACAUUUCUGGUGCCCGCUGCUCUUCAGGACUAAAGAGGAUCCAAAAAGCAUCGUGUGAGGAAGUUAUUCUUUUGGCUGCAUGAUUAGAAAGUCUCCUGGUGAGGACAACUUUGAACAACUGAUUCAACAAUGAUCCUGUUAUUACAGUAUCACUUUUUAAUUCAACUUUUACCUCUGGCAAAAUGUUCUCAUCCUCAUUACAUAACGAUGACACUUGUGACCUCAACAACUAUCAGCCUGUACCCAAGCCGGGCUGGUCGACUCUCAACGUGCCUCUCUGGAGGAAAAUAGUGUCCUUCAGCUACUGCAGUCAGGGUUUAGACCUGGUCCAAUAACUGCUGCAACCACAACAUUGUGCAACUGCACUGUUUGUAGAUCUGUUCAAAGCUUUUUGAUGCUCAAUUCAAUUCAUUUUAAUAUAGCGUCAAAUCAUAACAGAAGUUAUCUCAAGACGCUUUUCAUAUAGAGCAGGUCUAGACUAUAAUUGAGAGAGA
Messenger RNA from Sebastes umbrosus (honeycomb rockfish), 1954 nucleotides. RefSeq names its product dendritic cell-specific transmembrane protein. NCBI's taxonomy places the organism in Eukaryota, Metazoa, Chordata, Actinopteri, Perciformes, Sebastidae. The transcript is spliced from 2 exons. The record is from RefSeq and is a predicted model, not a curated record. The coding region runs from base 1 to 1431 and encodes 476 amino acids. Gene Ontology annotation, cellular component: membrane.